Messenger RNA from Naegleria lovaniensis, 2928 nucleotides. RefSeq lists its product as uncharacterized. The coding region runs from base 1 to 2928 and encodes 975 amino acids. Lineage: Eukaryota; Heterolobosea; Eutetramitea; Acrasida; Naegleriidae. The transcript has a single exon. The record is from RefSeq and is a predicted model, not a curated record.
AUGUGUGAAGUUUUGGAGAUCAAACACCAAUUACCUCCAUUCCACUCUUUGAAAUCAUAUGAAUACAAUGGACAGCAAUACUUUGCAGCAGAUGAAAUUAUUGAUUCUUUUUUUGUUGGAAAAAACGAAAAAACAUCAAGAUUACUUCUCACCAUUAAAGAUGGCAAAGAUACACUCAAUCAUCAGCAGCAACAGGCUAUCGGAUUGCCAUCUCCCUUCCGCAAUGGAGUCAUCAUCACGAAUUUGGUAGCUUCAUUACAAACAAUUCUUAAAUUAUCUACAGGCAAAAAAGAUCAAGAAAAACUAAUACGCCACAUAUUCACCACUUUUUCAAAAGAAACGAGCUUGGUUGAUGUUAUGGAUUUUGAUAACGAGAUCGAUAGUGAAAUAUGGAAUGAUUGUGAUCAAUGUUAUAGUAAUUGUGAAGACAACAACAACUUAAUCAACGAAGCCGCUCUUUAUUUUGAUGACGUAGACAAUGACGAAACAGAAGAAAACGAUGAAGAAUUUAGUGAUGAUUUAUUUCAGUUCACAAAUUUCUCCUCAAUAGGUGAACAAAAUCAAACCGAUCAAAGUGAAGAUAACACCAUCAAUACCAUCUUGAAUUUAAUCUCUGAAAAUGAAAUGAACACGCAACAUCAACCACCAAUUUCAGAUUUUCCAUCUCCACCAAGCCAGGACCAGACUCAACAAUUCAAUCCAUCUCAAAACACUCACCCACACAGCCCGCAAUUAAAUCAUAUGGAUCCGUUUGUGCAUACUAAUGAGCUAUUUCAUCAACAACUCUCUCAACAUUGGCUUUGGCAUUACUUGAAUACUCAUUUACACUCUCAUGGGAAUGGAUUGACUAAUAAUUCACAACAACUUACAAAUGAACAUCAACAACAUUCGCAUCCUAUUUUCACAAACCAUGCUUGUUCACAUCAUCCUAUAUCAAGCAAUAAAGAUACCAAUACCGUCAACAUGAAAUUUUGGGAAUGUUCACAUUGUGGAUGUCAUGAUAUCCAAGCACAUGACCAUAAAUAUUCAAGUAUGCAGUUAGGACAAGAUUCUUUUACUCGCAAUAACAAAGAUCGAGCUAGAGAAAUGGUAUCAGUAUUUGAGAAAAUGUUAGGGACUCUUGGACACAAUAUUCACGCCUGGUUUGAAACAUUCUUGCAAACAAAAGAAGGCAUUCAAAAAACAAUUAAUAUUAUAGAAAAAAACUUGAAAGAAAACAUUCGGUACAAACAACUGAAACAAUAUCUUAUCGAAAAAAGAGAUCCUACAAUAGUUCAGUAUUGGAGAGACAAUAAUUUAAUUUCUGAUAAUACUUAUCACAACCUUCGAAAAGAAGUUUCCUUAAUGAAGGAGUUGCCUUGUAAGAAAGAAAUGAGUAAUUUAAAAAAACAAUUGAAUGAGAGAGUGGAAGAAAUAUUCAAAUUAAGAUGCCCAAGUGCUGAAUUCAUUGGUCACAUCAUAGAUUUAGAUGAAGCUAUUUAUUAUAUUCUAAAGUUAUAUCGAUCUCUAGGAGGAAAACUUAAAAAGAAAAUAUUUUUCAAAAUUUCUGUGGAUGGACGUGAAAUUAACAAAGUGAAACAAGUAGCCGUUGCAUUAGUUCCUCUUAAUUUAAGAGAUGUGUUUCCUUCUCAAGCUGUAUCCUCUGUCUUUUAUAUUGGAUUAUUUCAAAUGUCUGAAACAAAAGAGAGUAUUAAGGAAACCAUUGGAACAUUGACAGACGAAAUCAAAGCUGUGUCACAAAAAACAUAUUUUGAAAAAUCUGAGGUUCAUUUGUUCUAUGUUUCAGACAUGCACAAUGUUGGAUUUACAUUUGAAUUUGAUAUUUGUCCAUACUGCAUGGCAAAAACUGUUGAAGAAUUUGGAGCAAACAAUCGAACAACCCUUGGAGGUUCCUUGCCAUUCAGUCCUAAAGAUUUAAUUAUGUGUGCUCUUCAUGUUAAACAGCGAUUAGUUGAAAAUACAAUUGCUUAUAUGGCUUCAAGUGGGCAAUACAAUAAUACCAUAUUGCAGAAUUUGCAAAAAUUAAAAGGAUUAGAGCAUUUUAAUUGGAGAGAGUUGAAACAACGAGUGACUGAAUAUGGUAUUUCACAAUCGUCAGAAAGAGUUACUGCCAAAUCGAGCAUGCUGUCUGGGGAUCAAUGCAACACAAUUUUAAGUAAUGUUGAAGUGAUAGUGAAUGACAUCGAACAGCACACUAAGGAGAAAUAUUUGAAUAUUUUGAAAUUAUUAAGGAAUAUUAUAAUUAUCGUUGAGGCUAAACAAGAUGAUCCCAAUACUAAACAAAUACUUACACCAGACAGAAUCUUUAAAUUGGACAAGAUGAUCAUGGAGUUUUUAUGUGCUUGUUAUCGAAUAUGGAGCAAAGGUAUCAAAGCUCAUUAUUUUCAUUUUCUUACACAUCUUCCAUCUAUGAUGACAGAAUUGCUCGACGAUGACUUGUCCUUAUCUAUUUUAAGUAAUCAAGGGUUCGAACGUUCUCAUUUGUUUCACCAUGCCGUGUUUAAUAGAGUGAUUAAUAACGGUGGUGGUCGUCACAAAAUUCAUGUAACCAAACAAUUGCUGUUAUGGCAAUGGCGAAAAGUCCUGACUGCGAUUGAUAUAGGAGAGAAAUUUGGAAGUACUUAUUGGAAUGAAAAACGGCUCAAACAAAUUUAUUCAUGGAAUUCAAUUCACCUCAAAGAAGCACCUCAAGAAUUACACGAUUUGUAUUACGAUUUGGAUGAGUCGAAUGUGGAUCUUGCUACUUUGCAGCAAACUAUUUCUACAAGCUUUCAAGAACAAGAGCAACAAUCACAAAACACAGAAAAACAAUCAGAGAAAACGACAACCAAGCGAAAACAAGCAAAGAAUACACGACAAAGCGACCAGGCGACCAGUUUUAGUGGAACAAUGAGUACACAAGUUUCUCAAAAGAAACGAAAAUUUUAA